AAAAAAAAAAAAAAAAAAAAAAAAAAAAACGGAUUUAAAAAUUAGUUGUUCACUCGACUGUCGUCGCGCUCGCACUCAGAGCGUAACUUGGUGAUUUUCCGUGAUAUUCUUAACCAAUCUUGACAAUGUCCGGUCGUGGUAAAGGUGGCAAGGUUAAGGGGAAGGCAAAGUCCCGGUCCAACCGUGCCGGUCUACAGUUCCCCGUGGGACGUAUCCACAGGCUGCUGCGUAACGGUAACUAUGCAGAGCGCGUCGGUGCCGGAGCGCCUGUCUACUUGGCCGCCGUGAUGGAGUACCUGGCCGCUGAGGUUCUCGAGUUGGCCGGUAACGCGGCCAGAGACAACAAGAAGACCAGGAUCAUCCCGCGUCAUCUGCAACUGGCCAUCCGCAACGACGAGGAAUUGAACAAGCUCCUAUCCGGCGUGACCAUCGCUCAGGGUGGUGUGCUGCCUAACAUCCAGGCCGUGCUGCUGCCCAAGAAGACCGAGAAGAAGGCUUAAGCGUUGCUUCGAUGGGAUAAUAUUGUGUGGUGUAUACAUGCAUGCGCGCAUUCAUUCGCGCCAUGCACUCGUAUACCUAUUGCAAUAUUGUAUCGCGUCGGACGCGCUGAGCUCGUCGCCCUCGUAUGCAACACACAUACAAACAAAAGGCCCUUUUCAGGGCCACAAUAUGAUUCGUCGAUACAUAAUCCAAUGUUAAAAAAAGACAGUUUCUUUAUCAGUGUCGUCUCAAAACGUACAAGUACAACGCUGUAGACUAGGCAUAUUAAUUACGUGUGCUAGGAUGUUACUCGUCACUGCGCUGCGCCGUGAUAAUUCUUAGGUUAGGUACAUGUUACAUACCUUCAUUUGCUGCUGCUGCCGCCGCCGCCGCCGCCGCUGCGUAGCCGCGCGCGCUAUCGCCGCGCGGCGCACCACCUCGCUGCAGGCGCGCCGUGCUUUGCCUUUCCACGUUACCUGUACAAAUUAUGUAAAUUCAUUUAUUUAUUUAUUUAUUUAACAGUUUAUGUACACAUAAAUACAGACAAGAAUAAAUAAUAGAUUUGAGAGAAUUGUACAAGGGCACAGCUUAUCUCACAAGAAAUUUCUUCCAGCAGGCCCGUUAUGGGAGUGUUAGAAUUGAAAAGAGAUACAGAUAGACUGUGUAAAAAGAAAGAAGAUAUAACCAAUAAAUAAUCACUAACAUUAACUACUUAAAUACAUAUACAAACACACAUUCAUUGAAAUAAUAAUAAAAACAUAAGAUAA
This is a messenger RNA of Helicoverpa zea (corn earworm), 1247 nucleotides long. Its product is annotated as histone H2A. Gene Ontology annotation, cellular component: nucleosome. Bases 126 to 500 code for a protein of 124 amino acids. The transcript has a single exon. Gene Ontology annotation, molecular function: DNA binding; protein heterodimerization activity; structural constituent of chromatin. The record is from RefSeq and is a predicted model, not a curated record. Lineage: Eukaryota; Metazoa; Arthropoda; Insecta; Lepidoptera; Noctuidae.